AUGCCAGACGACCUGGACAACCUUAAACGGAAACGAGCGGGGACCCGAGCAGCAGUCACCCGCACCACCGCCCAUCUUCGCGGGCUGCUGGCCUCCGCAACCCUCUCAGCAGAAGAUGUUGAAGUGGACCUGGAAUACCUCAUCGCUCGCAGAGCUACACUUCAGGAAUACGACCAGCAAAUCCUGGCAGUAACAAGCGACGACGGGUACGAUGAGGAGUUGAACUCAGUUCUGGAGCGCGAGCAGGAGCUCGAUGCCGCCAUUACCAGAGCCCGGCGAGCGCUUAGGCUCGCCUCGCAAGCGGCUGGUACAGCAGGAACGACCGGCGGUUCCUAUGUAGCCCCAACUUCCCGAAGUGUUUCAUUGCCUAAACUGCAAAUCCCGAAGUUCGGAGGCAAGCUGCAAGAUUGGGCUCGGUUUUGGGAGCACUUCGAGGCUACGAUCCACAGCUGCAGUUCCCUCGCUGCCAUCGAGAAAUUCAAGUAUCUUCUGUCGUAUGUCACGGACGAUGCCAAGCGAGCAAUUGAUGGAAUUGGUCUCACCGGAAACAACUACGAGAGUGCCAUCGCUGUCCUCAAGCGACGAUUUGGUCGCCCGGAUCUUUUAGCCGCGGAGCAUAUUGAUAAAUUGCUAUCACUCCGCCCAGUACACAGUGCCACAGAGGUGGGUUCCCUGCGGAACUUGUACGACGACGUAUCCCGGCACAUGCGAGCCCUGGAAGCCCUGUCGAUCCCUCGAAGCAGCUACGGCGUCAUCCUCUACAGGGUUGUCACGCGGUGUUUACCCGCCGAGCUGUUUGUUCAGUUUCGGCAGAAAGGAAGGGAAGCCGAAGUUGCGAACAGAGACCCCGUAUGCGGAGACCCCCCAACGAGGAUGUCGACGGUGUCCCAAGAAGGAAGGGAGACCGAGGCUGCGAGUAGUGGGGACUCCCCUACUAGAGCAUCAACAAUGAGCCAAGACGUGGACGCCCUUCUUCAGUUCUUGGCCAUCCAGAUUGAAGCCAGGGAGGAGGCCGCGCUCCAUCGACACCGACCCGUUCACAAGGAUCCAGAAAAUGGCGACAGUGUGCCCCUUCCGUCAGCCGCGGCUCUUCCGACUGCCACAGCUCCAGAGGAGCCUGUGCGUGACGCACAAACGAGUAGUCCCCCCGCACCGUGCGUCCUGUGCCGUGAUACCGGGCACUCAGUUGCAGCGUGUCCAGCUCCGACAGCUCCAGAAGACAAACGUCGAAGUCUCCUAGCGGCCCGCCGUUGCUUUCGCUGUGCCAAGCGCUACCAUCACGCUCGCCAAUGUCGGUCGUCCGCAAGCUUGACCUGUGGAAAGUGCAAUGGGCAGCAUCUUACGUCGCUUUGCGACAUUCAGCCCAGCCCACGCAGUAACGUCAGCGCCGUCGGAAUCGCGGAAGCGAUUUCGCAAGAUGUUCAGUCGAUGGCUACGUCUGCACAGGGCAUCGUGACGUACCUGCAGACCGCUGUGGCAGAAGCCUCUGGACCGGCAGGAACACUCUGGGUCAGAGUACUAUUAGACAACGGAAGCCAACGAACCUUUGUAACAGAGGACCUGACACGAAGGUCCCUCAGCCCUGCAGUAGGCGGCACUGUUGCAGCACUCUUGCAAGAUCAUGGCCUAGAACCCGCGCCGACUUCUUGUCCCUCUGACAACGCCGACAACGUCGACAUUCUGGUAGGCGCUGAUUAUUACUGGCGAUUUGUAUCCGGCAAAAUUGUUCGACUAAGCGACGACCUGACUGCGGUCGACACGCUCUUCGGAUGGACAGUCCAAGGGCCUGCCAACAUCGCCUCCCUUGUUGGGGUGUCAUCAGUUGUGUCGCUGCUGUGCUGCGCCGAAACAGGCGCUGCUCUAGAUCCGACCGAAAUGUGGCGGCUUGAUGCACUGGGCAUCACAGCUCCCGCCAGCAAAGACACAGGAGAAGCCGACCGCAUCCUUUUCGAGGAAGACAUCAAAUUCCAGGAAAACCGAUAUGAAGUCCCUCUAACGAUAAAAGAGCCUGGACUCCCUCUAGAAGCCAACAACAAGAUAACAGCAGAAAGGAGAUUAAGCGCGCAGCUACGACGUUUCCGGACGGCGCCCGACGUCCUUCAGCAAUACGAUCAAACUAUGCGGGAAUAUUUCACAGAGGGCCACGCGGAACCUGUCACAGGCCCGGACCCGCCGAGGAACCUGUAUUACCUACCUCACCACGCCGUAAUACGCAAGGAUGCAGUCACCACCAGUAUAAGAAUCGUGUUUGACGCUUCGUCCCAUAUUCCGGGCCAGCCUUCGCUGAAUGACGUCCUGUCGAAGGGUGCAAACAUCAACAGUGACUUACUUCAUCUGCUGUUGACCCUCCGUUCCUACCCCAUUAUCCUCACCGCCGACAUACGAAAGGCUUACUUGCAGAUUCAAAUCAGGCCGGAAGACCGCGACGCACUCCGAUUCCUGUGGCUUACCGAGUUGCCUUCCGCUACAAACUUCCAUCUUGAAUGCCAAGAGUGGCGCAUGACUAGGGUCCCCUUUGGCGCUUCAUCCAGCCCGUUUCUGUUGGCGGCGACCUUACAUCACCACUUCGAGGCGGUUAGCGACAAGUAUCCGGCCACCGCGGCACGACUUCGCAGAAGCUUCUACGUGGACGACCUCGUCAUUGGAUGCGAAAGCGUGAGCGAAGCCGUCAAUCUGUACUCCGAAAUCAGAAAGGUCCUCCGAGACGCCGGAAUGGAGAUUCGGAAGUGGGCCUCAAAUUCGUCCAAUCUCCAGCACAUAUUCCUCAAGGACGGCACAGCUUACGAUGACGUCGGCUGCACGGAUCCGGUGCUUCGCGUCCUCGGUGUGUCAUGGGACAGGCGCUCUGACACAAUAUCCGCGCGAACGGACACGGUGCACCAUUUCGCCACGAUUAGCCAGCCCACCAAGCGUACGGUACUGCAGGCGUUUUCUCGUCUCUAUGACCCUUUCGGCUUACUCUUGCCCUUCACAGUCACUGCACGCCUACUCUUUCAAAUGCUGUGGAAGGAACGCUUGGCCUGGGAUGUCCCAAUGGGACCCACGGAGCAGCACACGUGGUGGAAAUGGGUGCAUGGGCUUUCGCUGCUUUCUCAAGUACAGGUGCCCAGGUGCGCCAUACAGUCACGAGACUGUCUACUGGACCUUCACCUCUUUGCGGACGCCAGCCUACGAGCGUAUGGCGUUGUGGUCUAUGCACGCACAAGCGUAGACAGUGACAUACACUCCCACAUUCUCAUCGCCAAAAGCCGAGUCGCUCCGCUAAAGCCCGUGACGAUUCCGCGGCUGGAGCUCCUUGGCUGUCUACUCGCCGCCCGCAUCUUUAGUCGCAUCCGCAACUCUAUAUCUUUGGCUGUCACGAGGGCCACCUUCUGGACAGACUCACUAAUUGCCCUGCACUGGAUAAGGAGCGAGCCUUCGAAAUGGCCUCAGUUCGUCGCCGCUCGGACGGAGGAAAUCCGGCAGUUAACCAGCCCAGAACGAUGGAGGCACUGCGACGGUGCCCACAACCCCGCCGACCUGCUUACCAGAGGUCUCUCGGCACAGGACCUCAUCGAGAGCAAUGCAUGGUGGAAGGGACCACCCUGGCUGUCGAACCGAAUCGACCACAGCGCCUCGCCAGAGGCAGACCUCGACAGCAGCUUGGAGUCCAAACUGGUUUGUUCGCCCGUUGCCACCAGCGGCCAGGAUGCUUUGAUUCGGCUGGAAGAUUACAGCUCGCUGAGACGUCUCCUACGAAUCACAGCCUACGUACUUCGCUACGUUGCCAACCUACGUCGCCCAGACGCCAAGCGCACCGGUCCGCUCUCAGCACAAGAACUGCUCUCCGCCGAGCGCCUUUGGGUAGAGCGUACUCAAGGGGAGACAUUUGCCACUGAAAUCGCUGAUCUAAAAAACUCGCGCCCGCUUCCCAGGUCUUCCAGCAUUCUUACGCUGAACCCGUAUCUCGACACCAGCUCACUCCUUCGAGUCGGUGGCCGCCUGCAACAAAUGGAAGACACUGAGCGUGUUCGACAUCCCAUCCUCCUUCCCAGCAAGCAUCGCAUGACUGAACUGCUCAUCAUGGACGUGCACAUGCGCCUUCACCAUGCCGGGAUCCAAGACACGUUAUGUGAAUUGCGACAAAGCUACUGGGUGACGAAGGGACGUCAAGCCGUGCGCCGGACACUGCAUACGUGCCUCCAAUGCAGGCGAAGGCGUCUCAGUCCAGAAACUGCACCGGUUGCACCUCUCCCGAGAGAAAGGCUAACCCCCUCGCUCCCGUUCGACACCGUAGGAGUCGAUUUCGCCGGACCUCUUUAUGUCUCCAGGGAGGACGGCACCGAGCACAAGGCCUACAUCACGCUCUUCACCUGCGGAGUAACUAGAGCUGUCCACCUAGAGCUUGUCUCCGGAAUGACCACACAGCACUUCCUCGCCGCCUUUCGUCGCUUCAUCUCCAGACGGGGGGUUCCAUCCCUAGUUAUGGCAGACAACGCGCGCACCUUCCAUCACGCCGCCCGCCUUCUUUCAGUCCUCUCCUCCCCCGAUGUCCAGGACCUCGCCGCCCACCACCACAUUCAGUGGAAGUUCAUCCUUGAAAGGGCACCCUGGUGGGGGGGAUGGUGGGAGAGGAUGGUGCGUUCCGUCAAGGAGGCUCUGAAACGCUGCUUGGGCAGGCGGCGUCUUAACUUUGAGGAGCUCACCACAGCCCUAUGCCAAUUAGAGAGCAUCAUCAACUGUCGUCCGCUAACCCACAUCUCCUCGGACACACUUGACCUCGAACCUCUCACGCCAUCCCACCUUUUGCUCGGGAAAAGGUCCACCACCCUGCCCGGGAUCAGCCCUGUCGCACCGCCAAGGGACACCAGAGGUCUUCAGCGUCACUUGAGGACCCAAGAGCAGACGAAACAGCACUUCUGGGCAAGAUGGCGCAGGGAAUACUUGCUGCAAAUGAGAUCCGGCAUGGCACAGGCCAACCCGGAGGCCCAACUGAGACUUGGAGAUGUCGUCGUCAUUCACGACAAGGGGACACCACCGAUGCUCUGGAAGCUCGGUCGCGUCACCAGACUCGUCCUUGGACGCGACGGCGUGAUACGUGGUUGCGGUCUCACGUUGGCAAACAGGUCGACCAUUUAUCGCCCGGUUCAACUGCUCCAUCGCAUGGAAGCAGACUUGGGAGCACCGCCGGCCCGGGAGGGUGUUGAAUAA
Messenger RNA from Ornithodoros turicata, 5190 nucleotides. RefSeq lists its product as uncharacterized. The transcript has 2 exons. Gene Ontology annotation, molecular function: nucleic acid binding; zinc ion binding. Gene Ontology annotation, biological process: DNA integration. Bases 1 to 5190 code for a protein of 1729 amino acids. The record is from RefSeq and is a predicted model, not a curated record. Lineage: Eukaryota; Metazoa; Arthropoda; Arachnida; Ixodida; Argasidae.